AUGGAUUCCAACGUUAGGGCUCGCUUAGGGCCCGCGCGCCAAGCCGAAAAAAACCGCACCAAACUAGGAGUUCUAGUGUCAGCGGUCGUAGACGAAAAGCGACAACAUCAUCCCGACACCGAGGACCAUCGACUUCCCCUCGCCAACUCCUUCAAGAUGGUCCGUUACGCCGCCCAGGAGAUCGAAAACGCGAAGAGCGCCCGCGCCCGGGGCUCUUACCUCCGCGUCAGCUUCAAGAACACCCGUGAGACCGCUCAGGCCAUCAACGGCAUGAAGCUGCAGAAGGCUCUCACCUACCUCGACAAUGUCACCAAGAAGUCCAUGGCUGUCCCCAUGCGCCGUUACGCCGGUUCCACCGGUCGCACCGCUCAGGGCAAGCAGUUCGGUGUCUCCAAGGCCCGCUGGCCCGUCAAGUCCGCCGAGUUCCUGAUCGACCUCCUCAAGAACGCUGAGGCCAACGCCGACACCAAGGGUCUCGACACCUCCAACCUUGUUGUCCAGCGCAUCCAGGUCAACCAGGCCCCCAAGGGUCGCCGCCGCACUUACCGUGCUCACGGUCGUAUCAACCCUUACAUGACCAACCCCUGCCACAUUGAGCUGAUCCUCACUGAGGCUAACGAGGAGGUCAAGAAGGCCCCCAAGAAGACCGACCUUCACCUGUCUUCCCGCCAGCGUGGUGCUCAGAUCCGCCAGGCUCUCAUUGAGGCCUAA
Molecule: messenger RNA, 711 nt
Organism: Penicillium malachiteum
Lineage: Eukaryota; Fungi; Ascomycota; Eurotiomycetes; Eurotiales; Aspergillaceae
Gene: rpl17
Product: 60S ribosomal uL22 domain-containing protein
Exons: 5
Coding region: 1-711 (236 amino acids)
Biological process (GO): cytoplasmic translation
Cellular component (GO): ribosome; cytosolic large ribosomal subunit
Molecular function (GO): structural constituent of ribosome
Source: RefSeq, a predicted model, not a curated record